This is a messenger RNA of Penicillium coprophilum, 1593 nucleotides long. RefSeq lists its product as uncharacterized. Gene Ontology annotation, biological process: L-cysteine transport; transmembrane transport. The transcript is spliced from 3 exons. Lineage: Eukaryota; Fungi; Ascomycota; Eurotiomycetes; Eurotiales; Aspergillaceae. Gene Ontology annotation, cellular component: membrane. Gene Ontology annotation, molecular function: L-cysteine transmembrane transporter activity. The record is from RefSeq and is a predicted model, not a curated record. Bases 1 to 1593 code for a protein of 530 amino acids.
AUGGAUUUGGCCUACAAGGCCGAGCCUACGGGCACGGAGAUUCCAUCACCUAAGAAUGAGAAAGCCAUUGAUACCAAAUACGCCGAUGAAACUCUGCGCAUUCUCGAGCUCCAUGGUGACUCGGUUGGUCCAUUGACAAUCGAGAAGGAGAACAAGCUGAGACGCAAACUAUACUGGCAUGUCUUCGGGCUACUCUCCGCUAUUAACCUACUACUAUUUAUUGAUAAAUCCACUCUGGGAUACGCCGCUAUCCUUGGUCUGUUUGAAGAGACUGGCAUUAGCAAGGCUGAAUACAACAAUCUUGGAACUUUCUUUUAUGUCGGGUAUAUUGUUGCACAAUGGCCGGGACAUUAUGCUAUGCAAAAGCUCCCAUUUGGCAAAUUUGUCGCCGCUCUGGUCUUCAUGUGGGGUGUCGUCCUACUACUUCAUUGCGUUGCCACAACCUAUGCCGCUCUUGUGGUUCUGCGACUAGCACUCGGUGCGGCUGAAUCUGUCGUUGUACCUGCAAUGGAAGUCACAAUCGGAAUGUUCUUUAAUCGCUACGAACAGUCCUUUCUCCAACCCUUCCUCUGGUUAACGUCGGCAGCCGCCCCCAUAUGUGCUGCCUUUAUCUCCUACGGUUUGCUUUGGAGUCAUAGUGCCGUCUUACCUUGGAAACUUUUCAUGAUUAUUACGGGCGGUGUCUCUGUACUUCUCUCUGUUCUUGUUUGGUUUCGGUAUCCGAACAACCCUGCCGAGGCUAAGUUCCUCUCACUGGAGGAGAAAAUCCACACGAUCAGACGAGUACACGAGUCGAGUCAAAGCUCUAUUGAGCAGAAGCAGUUUAAAAAGAGCCAAUUUACAGAGACAUUACGUGACCCCGUUUCAUGGUUAUUUGCUCUACAGGCAUUCACUCUAAUGAUGUCAAACAAUCUCACCUACGGGCAGCAAAAUCUCAUCACCAAGGCUCUUGGAGUGGACAGUUUGGGUUCGACCCUUGUGGCAGCGGCCGGCGGUGGGUUCGGUGUCCUCGUGUGUAUUGCCGGGGCUUAUGCCCUGCGGUGGUGGCCUUCGAAUCUUGCACUCCACGGACUCUUCUGGUGUAUUCCAGCAGUUGCAGGUGGGAUUGGAAUGGUUGCGAUUGACUGGGAUCAAAAGUUAGGGAUGCUUGCUUGUCUGCUGCUGGCUGGUCACACUUUCGGCAAUACCUACAUUAUCGCGUUGGGCUGGGCCACAUCAUCUGCAGCCGGUUACACCAAGAAGCUGACCCGAAACGUCAUGUUCAUGGCUGGUUAUUCCAUUGCGAAUAUUUGUUCGCCACAGAUAUGGGUGCCUAAGGAUGGACCUCGAUAUUACGGUGCCUGGAUAUCUAUGAUAGUGGUCAGCUGGGUGGGGACACCAUUGAUCCUUUUCAUUAUACAGUUCCUGUUGAAACGCAGGAACUCUGAAAGAAAGGCCUGGGCUGCGUCCUUGACCUCUGAAGAGAGAAAGGCACACGAAUUGGGAGUGGUCGAGGAGCUUGAUGAAAAUGGAACUAUGAUACGCAGGCACGUUGAAAUCGCCAUGUUGGAUAUGACUGAUAUGGAGAACAAAUUCUUCAUAUAUCCUAUUUGA